AUGACUGGUAUCGCAGCUCCACGUUUACUUUUCCUACACGGUUUUUUACAAAAUGGUAAAGUUUUCUCUGAAAAAUCUUCUGGUAUCAGAAAAUUAUUGAAAAAACAAAACAUCCAAGCGGAUUAUAUUGAUGCUCCUGUUAUUUUAGAUCGUAAAGAUUUACCAUUUGAAAUGGAUGAUGAAAAAUGGGAAGCUACAAAGGAGGCCCAAGUUAAUAAAGCUUGGUUUUAUCACUCAGAAAUUUCAAAAGAAUUAGAUUUAUCACAAUCCAUUAAAUAUGUCACUGAGCAUAUUAAGGAAAAUGGACCUUAUGAUGGUAUCGUUGGGUUUUCUCAAGGUGCUGCUUUAACUACUAUUAUUACAAAUAAAAUUACCGAAUUAGUUCCAUCUCAUCCACCUUUUAAAGUAAGUUUAAUCAUUUCAGGUUACUCAUUUACUGAACCAGAUCCGGCACAUGAAGGUAACUUACGUAUUACUGAAAAAUUUGUUGAUGGUUUCACACCUGCCAAGGAUGCUGAAACUAAAAUGUUAUUUAUUUACGGUAAUGGUGAUAAUGCUGUUCCAGCUGUUAGAUCCAAAUAUUUAUUGAAUAUCUACAAGAAUGCUUAUGGACCAGAAAAUAGUGUAGAUUUAGUUAAAGCUUUUGAACAUCCAGGUGGUCAUAUGGUUCCAAAUAAAAAGGAUAUCAUUAGACCUGUAGUGGAAGAAAUCUCUUCUGCUUUAGGCUUGGAUGCUAAAUAA
This is a messenger RNA of Henningerozyma blattae CBS 6284, 741 nucleotides long. It is a transcript of the gene FSH1, whose product is annotated as putative serine hydrolase. Gene Ontology annotation, cellular component: nucleus; cytoplasm. NCBI's taxonomy places the organism in Eukaryota, Fungi, Ascomycota, Saccharomycetes, Saccharomycetales, Saccharomycetaceae. The record is from RefSeq and is a predicted model, not a curated record. The coding region runs from base 1 to 741 and encodes 246 amino acids. The transcript has a single exon.